AGAGCAGGGGCUCGGGGCCGGCAGAGCAACAAACGGGCCGGUCGGGCGGCGCUACACGUAGUGCGAUUAGGGGACCGUGCGUGUCCGUCAGCUGCAGAUUUGACAAGGGAGGGGGUAACUGCAGCUUUCUACACCGCGUUACUGCUCUGCUCCUUCUGUCACUGCACUUUUACUCCCGUUACAUCUGCGCACGGAUUGGCUAGGCCUCCGCCUCAACUUCCAUGGCCUUUGGUUUCCAGUGCACAGGCCGCUGUCCCCGCCCAGACGGGUUCCAGUAGUCUGACUGCAGAAGCCUGUUGCAUUGUGGGAAAUCAGUAUGUCAUUCAGCGGGGAAAUGUCCAAUGGCAAAACAGAUGUAACCAAUGGUGGGUUUUCCAGUAGUCCGGAGGACAUGUCGGGGGCAGAGGAAGGGAAGGAGAACUCGUCGGGGAUAGAGGUGGAGGCCUCAGACGUGAGUUUGAGUCUGACUGCGGAUGAGACUGGCACGACGCAGGCAGAAAGCAGAGACAGUUGCUCUGAGACCUCUGGGGAAGAUAAAGACUCUGACAGUAUGGAUGAUACAGGUCAUUACUCUAUUAACGAUGAGAACAGAGGGAAUGACCAGUCCCACUCAGAGGAUGAGGAGGAGGAAGAAGAAGAUGAGGAGGAGGAAGCAGUGCGACAUCGGAAACGGGCCCAGCGCAAAAGAGCCAACCGAGAUCAGGAGUCGUCUGAUGAAGAGAGAGCUCUGGACGACUGGCUGAUCUCAGAGAAAACUCCACUCCCCCCUCCUCAAUGGAGGGCACUCAGCGCUCUCAGGCAGAGACAGAUGGGCAGCAGCACUCGCUUCAUCUAUGAGGCCUGCGGGGCCCGGGGCUUUGUGCAACGGUUUCACCUCCUUCACGGUCUGGAUGGGCACAGCGGCUGUGUGAAUACCCUGCACUUCAACCAGCGCGGCACCUGCUUGGCUAGUGGCAGCGACGAUCUCAAAGUGGUCGUGUGGGACUGGGUCAGGCGCAAACCUGUGCUGGAGUUUGAGAGUGGCCACAAAAGCAACGUCUUCCAGGCAAAGUUCCUGCCGAACAGCGGAGACUCCACACUGGCAAUGUGUGCCCGGGACGGGCAAGUACGGGUCGCAGAACUGUCGGCCACUCACUGCUGCAAAAACACAAAGAGAGUGGCACAGCACAAGGGCGCGUCACAUAAGCUCGCUCUGGAACCAGACUCUCCAUGCACUUUCCUGUCUGCUGGGGAGGAUGCCGUCGUUUUUACCAUUGACCUACGGCAAGACCGGCCAGCCUCGCGGCUAGUGGUCACCAAGGAGAAGGAGAGCAAGGUGGGCCUGUACACCAUAUACGUCAAUCCAGCCAACACCUACCAGUUUGCUGUGGGGGGCCGGGAUCAGUUUGUCAGGAUCUAUGACCAGCGGAAAAUUAAUGAAAAUGUAAAUAAUGGUGUGCUGAAAAAGUUCUGCCCCCAUCACCUGGUGACGAGUGAGGCUAAGGCUAAUAUUACAUGCCUGGUGUACAGUCACGAUGGCUCAGAGCUCCUCGCCAGUUACAAUGAUGAAGACAUCUACUUGUUCAACUCCUCCCACAGCGACGGCGCAGAGUAUAUCAAGAGAUACAAAGGCCAUAGAAACAAUGCCACAGUUAAAGGGGUGAAUUUCUACGGCCCCCGGAGUGAGUUUGUGGUGAGCGGCAGCGACUGUGGCCAUAUCUUCCUGUGGGAGAAAUCCUCCUGUCAGAUUGUCCAGUUCAUGGACGGGGACAAAGGAGGAGUGGUUAACUGUCUGGAGCCACACCCCCACCUGCCCGUAUUGGCCACCAGCGGCCUUGACUAUGAUGUGAAAAUCUGGCUUCCGACUGCCAAAGAGCCAACAGAAUUAGAUGGACUGAAGGAGGUGAUUAAGAAGAAUAAAAGGGAGCGAGACGAGGACAGUCUACAUCACACCGACCUGUUUGAUAACCACAUGCUCUGGUUUCUGAUGCAUCAUCUCCGGCAGAGGGGUCAGCGCAGGAGGAGGAGAGACGCUGGCCUGGGCGCGGGAGAUGCAGAAUCCGACGACUCGCCGAGUUCAUCCGAUAGCUCAGACGACGAUGAGGACGGUCCAGAUCGAGUCCAGUGCAUACCUUCAUGAGCAUCCGCUAUCCUCUGAGGCUGGAACCGGCUUGAUGACCUCCCACACUGGUGGGAACCAAGAGGAGUUUGUUACUAACACCGACAUUUUCAGCUUUUUAUUAAGGUUAUAGAACAAUCGUUUCAAAAAAAAUAACAAAAAAAAAAUCCAAAACCGUGAAAAAUACACAAAAAAGUCCUCUUCUGCCCAGUUCCUCUUUGUUUUUUGAGUUUUUUUUUUGUUGUUGAUGUUUUUGGGAAAAGGGCAACCUGUGCUUGGCAUCAAUUGCACUUUGGAAUUCUCUGCUUCAGUGUAAAAACCAUGUGAUUGGAGGAGAUGUUGGAAGCGUCUCAAGGCGCUAAACCAAUUAAAAUGAAGAGCAGAAGGAUUAUUUUUGUAAGGAAAAUUCCUCCGAUUAUCACAGAUCAGUUCUUCAGUUUGUUUUUUUCAGUUCUAGAUCGACUUUAUCUCCUGCACUGAAUCCCCGUCGAUAAUCUUAAUCAUAACGAUCGGGUGGAUGCAAAGCAAGGAGACCGAUGAUGGAGACCUCUAUGCUUCCGUCGCAUCUUGGAUGUGUACUCUACAGCAAAUUCAUUGAAAACCUUCACAAUGGUCAUUUUUUUUUUUUCGAGACCCUGAUGGGAGGUCCUGGAAUAAAUCCCACCCCUGCGGAACUUUGGCAGUCUGAGUUGAGCUCUUCCACAGCUCAGAGCACCGCAUUAAUGACGAGAAGAAUGUGGCGUCAACAUCUGGUGGUUCUUCUUGGUCAAAAAGUUGCCGAAGAGCCAUUGACUGGAUAUUGAUGCAAUUUGUGUGUUGUUUUUGCAAUUGCCCAUUUCACUAUUUGUAUUGCGUUACCUGCCCGCUCGUUGAACAAGCCAUAGACCAGCUGUAGGUAGACAUUAUCUUGGAUGGUUGGAGGAGCUCAGCCGACAGACCUAGACGCUAGUCAUCCCAUGCCUUAGUUCUGCUCUUAAUGCAAUUGGUGGCAUUAAUUAUAGAAUUUAAAGACCAUCUUCAGUCCCAUAUGUAGGGUAUCAUCCCAUUGACCUCCACCACUUCCAAUGCUAUUGUCUACCUUUGAUAUAUUGGUGACCCCUGACUUUUUUUCAGCUUCUUCUUCUUCCAGCUUCGGCCGUAUGCCCUUUAAUAUCGCUAUCCGUGUGACUAUAACCAGAGCCUCGUGCUAAAGAGGUCCAACUGGAAUGCACACAGCAUUAGAUCCGGUUGGUUUCAUUUCAGUUUUACUGGGCUUUGCCAACCUUGGUGGCGGGUUUUGAUUGGCCUGUUGCUUUUGAAGGUCAAAAGUUGACUUGAUACGUCAUUUUGUUGAGUAAAUGGGGUGCCACUUAUUGUCUACAUUCAAUCAUAAAAGUAGGGGAUGACCAUAACCCUUUAAAAUCCUCUAACAAUAGCAACGGCUCCUCUAGUGGCCUUAAAUAGAUGACGCCUUCCGGUUGCAGUCCUAGGACGAGGAAGAAUUCUGUCCACACCCACACGUUAUUCGUUAUUACUAACGAUACAGCCAUAUGCCACCUCCUUAGCAUCAUGGCCGUGGCUUGUUGAAGCACUGGCUGUAAUUGGUCGAUUCCAGUAAACUCUGGGCAAGUGCAUGAGCAAAAUUUUUAUUUAAAGGGGAACUUUUCCAGGCAUGUUAUUACCUUCCACAGAAGUUGUCCCGUACUUUUUUUUUUUUCCCCGCCACAAACCGCUGACCAUUAACCUGCAGGAUGCAAAGGUCCCACCCCCAGCAGGGAAUUGUAUAUACGUUGCGACAAUUUGCACUUUGGAAAGGAGGGAGGGGUGUGUUUCUCUUUUCCUGUUUUUUCCCUUUCCUUUAUUCUUUAUUUUUUUUUUUUUUUUUGCUACAUUGUUUUCAGUAAACCUCUAUUUAAAAACGAGGGGGGGAAAAAAUUCUCCAAAAAAUUUUGCAUUUAUGGGAAGAAAAUGUAGUGGAAAAACUCUUUCAGCCAACCAAACGUCAGGAUUUUGAGGCAGUAAAACGGCUUUGCUUUAUCACUGUUUUAAUAAUCUGAUUAUCGAGCUGAAUGUUUAUGAAGUUAAUUGUUACGUUUAAACAAAUGAAUAUUAUAUAUUAUAUAGAAAUAAAUGCAAUAAGAGAAAUGUC
Molecule: messenger RNA, 4226 nt
Organism: Xenopus laevis (African clawed frog)
Lineage: Eukaryota; Metazoa; Chordata; Amphibia; Anura; Pipidae
Gene: dcaf8.S
Product: DDB1 and CUL4 associated factor 8 S homeolog
Exons: 14
Coding region: 317-2119 (600 amino acids)
Cellular component (GO): nucleus; Cul4-RING E3 ubiquitin ligase complex; cytoplasm
Source: RefSeq, a predicted model, not a curated record